AUGGCUCAUCAUGAGCUACUGCUAAGUUCAGGUCCACAAGGAAGGCUAUGCAAGCUGUUCCUGUGCUGGCUGGCUAUCGAGGGAGCCAGUGGACUCUCUGACAGUGAUGUGGUGGGCGUGGCAUCGCACUUGUUCGGAUCUAGUCGGACGUCGGACCCUGCCGUCAAUCGGCGGGCAGCCGAAGAGUAUUGGAAGGCCAAAGACCUACAAGAAGCACAGCAUAGGUCCAGACUGGAAGCAGAGGCGGCAGGGCGACAGCUCCAGCUGAAUGCGCCUCCGUACGAUGUCUUCACAACACCGCCAUACGUCAACAUAGUGGUCUUUGACUCCCAUGAUUCCAAUUGCGAUGUGAACUUUGAGUCACCUCCAGUUACAGACCCACUUCAGGUGGGAUACCCUGCAGACGGCACUGCGUCCUUACGUCAAGGAAACAUGGCAUGCGGUGUGGCGCCAGCGCGUUUCGUUUUCACAACUUCUGACUUGCCGGCCUACGAAGACAUGACGGUCGAUGCCAAGAUGCAGAUACGCAUCACAUGCUCGGAAGCCUUCUUCGUAGAGUCACUUACUUGCGAAAACGUCCUGGAUGCGACUGGCGACUUCCCCAGGAUAGAAGGCUGCCGCUUCCAGGAUCACGAGGCCCGCUUGAUUCUGCAGACGCGCCUUAGAAGGCAAUCCAUGUACUCGUUGACGCUCAAGCUGCUGCUGCCUCCAGGCAGAAUGACCGCAGCUCAGAACAACUAUGUCUUCACAACGGAGUUUGACCCGAUGACAGUGAUCGAGGGUACGGAAACUUCGAUCGAUCUGGGCUACACGGUGCCACAUGCCAAAGAUGACACCGAGUACCCAGGGAGCUAUCAGACCCGAGGCUACAUCACCGGCUUUUUCUAUGGAGCAUGGACCCCUACGCCAGAUGGGCGGAUGCUCAUCACCUUUGGCCUCCGUACCUUCGGAUUUAUGAACACGGAGUACAACAUCGACGUUGUGGCAUAUCCGACCAAUGUUUGGAAACUCGGUACUCCAGGGACUGAUUGCGAGGACUACGGGCAGCCACAUGUUGGCACAACUUGUCGCCUCAGGUCUUUCCAAGGAGCUUUAGCAUCAGAGGCAAACGGCUUCCGCUUAGACGUGGGCACAACGCCCAUGAACAACCUGGGCACCCAGGGUGCUGCUGAAGUUACUCUGGGCAUUCCGAAGCCGCCAACUGCUGUCAACAUGUACUGGACGGCCACAUCUUUCCGAAUCGAUCAGGAUCAGCUGCCACAGGAGCCCUUUACGGUCUUUAGCGACAGGCCAGUGAGCGUCAUGGGAACCCCGACUGGUCGAAUUGCAGCGUUCGAACGAGGUGAUGUCGACGUAGAGCAAUGGGUCGUCCUGGAGUUCAAACCGGGCAACACAGUCAUGCCUGCAACGGAAAUGUCUGGCAUGAUCGUCAUCAUGCCUCCUUCCACCUUCACCAUUGUUGCGAGCGCCGCUCCACAACUGCCUUCGACCGCCUACAACGAGCUCCCAUGCACGUCUUGGCCAGAAGCUGACCGGUUGGCGGGGCGCUGGGUGUGUCCACUGGCAGAUUCCGCUCCUUUUAAGGAGACCACAUAUGGUGUUCGGCUGAAGGUCCGGAAUCCUGCGCAGCCCGGCGCGGCCAGGUCCUGGCGUAUUGAGCUGUGGGAGCAAGACGCCGCCAAGCCAGUUUCCGCGACUCGCGGGAUCAGGGGCAUGGAGGUGUCUGGUCCCAUGCAGGCGGCCUUGUCUCAGGAGAACCAGCUUCUGGACAGCAUCAACACUGUGCGGUUUGACAUUAUUCCCUCACAACCAAUCGGCAAUGUCCCCAACACCCGAUUGCGAGUUCUGGCUCCACCUGGCUUCUUCAUCAUCAAGCGAUGUCUGAACUUCAUGCCGAUUGAGCUGCCAGAUGCAGAAUGUAUAGGAUCCGAUUCCAACUCCUUUGAGCUGGUCUUCUCGGAACCCGGUGCCAUUCAGGCAGGCGUGCAGUAUUCCUUCUCGCUGCAGAUGCAGAACCCAGUUGACUACAUACCUGAUGACCUGAACGUCUGGUCGUUCGACACGCUGAGACCAGACGGAGUUGCUCGAGACACGGCCCGUUCUCCGGGCUUCUUCCUGUAUCCCUACGCGUUCUCCUCCUUUGUGGUGGUGCCGCUCAUGCGCAAGCCUGGCCCACAAACCGUGGUCAUCCGCUUUGUGUCGCCGCUGCUUAUUCCCUUCGACGACUACAUACGCAUUCGUGCUCCAGAAGGGGUCGCAUGGUACACUGCCGACCUGCAGUUCAGCACGGAAGCUGCGCUGACACAAGCAAACCUUCUCGGAGCUCAAGACCCCACUGUCGAAUUUGAAACGCCAAACGAGCUGGCGGUUCAACUCACCACGACUGCUGAAGCCAACUUCGAGUAUGGUAUGGCAGCGCGUGCUGAAAUUCCGCAAUCCACGCCUGUGCCCAAUGCAUGGUGGAUUGAACAGUAUCGGCGAACGGGCCUUCCUGCGCCGAACAGCUGGAGAUACAUCGCUUCAAAAGGUGCUGCAGGAUUCAAGACGCAAGUCUUGGUGAACACAAGGGUGGACCCAUUCAACAUCGUAGCGGAGGGCUGGCAGAAUCCGACUCUCUUCGUCUUUGAGACGACAAUGGAAGUCAUGCCUUUCCUGCGAGCUACGGCAUCAGGGACAGAGCUCAUACCUGCGAUGCUCCUGGUAGAAGCACCGCCCGGGUUCACCUACAUUUGCCCGCUGUCGCCGACUGUGUACAUGCCGACAUACUCUAUCUCGCUGCCGAGCGACGUGACGUGCAACGUGGAUCACAACACCUUGGCCAACCGAAACAAGCUUUUCCUGGAGCUCCCUUCCGGUGUGCAGGGAGAUACCAGAUAUGCCUUCACGAUCGACGUUGUGAAUGCGAGGUUCAUUGACCCUCUGCGAAACUUUUUCCGUUUGGCCACGAUGCUUGAUGGCGAGGUCGUCGAAGAAGGACAGGCAGCCGGCUUUCAGCUCGCCCAGAGGAUGGACAACACACGCUACAUGCAGUUUGAAGUUCGAGAGGAUCGCGUGGUCGAAGCAACAUCAAAUGUGGUCUCGUUUGUGAUUGGCACAACCCUCGCUGUCACGGAACCUUCCGUUCUGGAGGUACGUGCUCCCAUCGGGUUCAUUUUCGCAGAUGCCUGCGAUGGCUUGGUCGGCUGGGCCACGUGGAUACCUUUGAUGCGCAUCGGGCCACAAAUGGAUUUGUGCCAGGGAAUGGGUGCAGCAGAUGCCAGCAUGCAGCACAUUGCAAGAGUUACGAUCUCGGGCUCGUGGGAACUUGGAGACUAUGGACUUUUUGCAACGGUGCAGAAUCCCAUGUUUACCCCAGCGCGGAACUUUUGGGGCUUCACGAUCUAUGACAGCAACAUGCUGCCCCUCAUGUCGGAGUCCUGGGUGUUUGGCUUCCAGAUCCAGGUGGUGUUGGACCCAAGGCUAAAAGCUUACAACCAAGGCAACGGUGUUGACGGCGAGGCUGCCAUCAAUUACGUGGACAUCAGUUUCAUGCUGAGCACCAGGAUUCCACCGGAACCCAGCCGCGCACAUUCGAUAGUUGUGACGGCUCCGACUGGCUUCUUCUUUCCCAGCAUCUGUCAGAGCUUCACGAUCGACACAUUUACGACGGGCUUCAUUGGAUUGCCGAAAGGAUCUGGCUGUGAGGGAAAUAAUGGCAACGUCCUACAGGUGACUGUCCCCUUCAUGCGGGAGCUUCGGAACGAGACCUACUACAUGUUCAGGGCUCUGGUGGUGAACCCCCGGGAGACUUUCUUGAACGUAGAUUCACCAGAGAAGUAUUGGCGGAUUGAGUCACGAGCCGGAGGCAUGGAUCUCGUCGACCUGAACCGGGUAAUCCCCUCCUUUGCGAUAUAUCCGCGAUUGCGAUACUUCGCAGUGGCUGCCUUGUCGCAGGUGGGCCUGGCAUCUACAACGUACCGGAUCCACUUCCGAACGGACCAAUCAUUGCCACCACAGCAGACCGUGCACAUCCACCCACCCACGGGGACGACUUUCGGUGGUCUUACCGAUGGCACAUGCAUUGACACAGAUCCUGUGCUGCUCAGCCUUCAAUUCCCGACACCGCUGAUUUCGCGAGUAACUCGCUUGCCCGAGUGGGUUUCCUGCCGGGUAGUGAGCUCGACAGAACUGAUGCUGCGCAACGAAGAGCCCAUCUUGGGCGGUCGGCCGCUGAUCUCGGGUCCUGUCUUCGAGUUUUUCGUCAUGAACGCGACAAAUGCGGAGAGCACGCCACAGCUCAAUCUCUUCCAGAUCGAGGCCAUUACAAGCACGGCGAUGGGGAAGGAGGUUUGGACGGCACCGGGCUGGGUUAUCUACCCGGAACUUACCAUGACAUCAGUGGAGACGGCCAAUCCUGGUUACGGACUGUACACGAACUUCACCCUUACGCUUCAAACUGUUACAGAGGUGCCAUCUGGUGGCUCGAUUCGAAUCAUUGCGCCCGACGACUAUUACUUUGGGCCGCUGAUUGAAACAGCAGAUACCCGAUACGAUCCACUGGAGUCCGAACCAGCACCACAAGGUGCCGGACAGGAGCGCCCUCCAGCACAAAGAGUCACGAUUUGCCACAUCCUCCGAACCAUGGCCUGGGCAUGUGCGCUGGAGUUCACCCCCUGCGUAAUCAUGGACGAACUGGACGAGUUGAGAACGCUCGGUAUGGUUCUGUCACCCUCGCAAGAGGAUGCCUGGCGGACGAAUCGGACUUUGUGCUUGGAUAUGAGGUCAAAAUGCGAUCCCGGCGGAAGGCUUUCAGACCUCAUAUCCUGUGAAAGCCAGGGCAGUACCUUGGAUCUCUACGUGGCGCCAAUGGUCUUCUUGCCGUCUCGGCGAAUCUUUCGCUUUUUGAUCCAAGGUUACAAUGCGCGCAAUCCUCCUACAAGUGCUGCUGCGAAUUCGUGGCAUUUCAUGACGCGGAACUCAGACAGUGAGAAGACGAUCUUGGACGAGAAGCCACAGGUGCCUGGCGUGUCCCUUAUCGGAAUCGUAUCCGUGGAUUCGAUUGUGCCAUCAAACACGAAGGUAAGCAGCAUUGAGAACUAUGUCACCGUGACAUUGCGGUUGGCUACGCAGUGUGACCCUCGAGCUAUUCUGCGCAUCAAAUUCCCUGUGGAAUACAUGCGAGGAGAAAAUGCGGCUUUCUCCGGCCCUGCAAUACAGACUGGAUUUACGUUUCCUCAGCAGGUUGAACGACGCCAGAGCUUGAAUACGAUUGAGCUGGAGGCUAUCGAAGAAGGUUAUCCUGCAGAUAUACCCCUCGUUGUCAUUCUGGGCCUCAGCAAUCCCGAGAUUUCGCCAACCCGGGUGAACAAUAUCUGGACGUUCGAAGCCUUCAGCUUGUCAACUGGGCAAGAACAGUUGCUGAAUGUCAAUCUGAAUGUAACGGGCUUCAAGAUCUUCGGAGAAUUUUCCGGAGCAUACGUCACGGGCACGGUGCUGUCGCCACUGGCAACUAACGUGGUUGGCAUUUGGCUUAACCUGAAGAGCCCUCUGAGAGCCAGCUUGGACACUGGACAGACGAGCCAAAUGAGGCUUUGGCUGCCACCCACUUUCCAACCACUUCCGGACUGCGGGAACGCGCUGUUCUCCCUGUCUUAUGAUGUGGGCCGUGAACUGGUGAAGAACCCUUUCCCCAUCACAAUCUCCUACCUGUCGCUGCCCUCUGGAACAUAUUGCUAUGACCGUUACGAUGAGACAAGUGGCCAGUGGUACGUCGAGCUCACUAUUGAACAGGAAGUUUCAUAUGGGCUCGACUACGCUUUCGAGUUCGGCUUGACGAAUCCGUUCCGCACACCAGCUACUGCCGAUAAUGUGUGGCGCUUCGAGACCCUCCAGAAUGACGUCAUUCUUCACCUGAGGCGAAGUGUGCCAGGAUUUGAGCUGGAGCAGAUCAAGGACGUGAGGGUAACCCCGUCUGAUACGACUACCCUGCUGCCGCUGCACCGGCUGGAGUUCUACAUCAUGAGCGACAAGUACAUUCCUGGAGGUUCCAAGAUCGAGAUCACGGCUCCCCACGGCUUCGGUUUCACCUGCGCCUUCUUCAGCACAGAUGCUGGCCUGGCCAUCACAACUACAUGCUAUGUUCGAAUGCCGAACAUCGCAGAGUUCACGAUGGACACCUCAGAUCCCAAGCAGCCAAACUCGCCUUUCAGGCUGUUCGUGUAUGUGUCUAAUCCAGAGUUCACCCCGCAGCAGAACUACUUCAAUUUCCGUAUCAUCAGCCCGCUUGCCGACGUGCUCGACAUGCGCGACUUCGUGUGGAGCUUUGACAUCACUGGCCGCAUUGAGGUUGAUAUUCAAGCAACUUUCAACUACUUCGGGCAAAUAAACCCGCUCCGCAUUGUCUUCAGACAAUCCACCAUCCUUAACCAGGCAGACAUCGGAAACGAACUUGUGCUGUCAGGCCCAGACGGCUUCAUCUUCCCCACAAACUGCACGGAAGGAUUUCGGUUGCGGCUUAGCAACGCCGUGGAACAGCCAACUACCAACCGCGGCUAUGACAUCGGCUUCGUUUUCCCUCCGGAAGGCAUGACCUGCAGGGGAUACGACAAUGCCACGGUCAGUGUCCGAUUUCCAGAUGGCGCAGGUCUGCUGCGGAACAACUAUACGCUUGAGGUUGAUGUCAGCAAUCCAGGGUAUGUGCCCAACUCAACAACAUGGAGCUUCAUCACCCGCGUGCGGAACGAGGAAGGGGAAAAGAUCGUUGAUGCGAACCGUACUCUGGAAGGCUUUGGACUGGUCGAGCUGCUUCCCAUGCGCACAGACGAAGGGUCUGCUGGUCGAGCCAAGCUCGGAGCUCUCGUGAUUUCUAUUGUGUUUCUGGGCUUCUCGUCAUGUCGACAUUGA
Messenger RNA from Symbiodinium sp. CCMP2592, 6882 nucleotides. Lineage: Eukaryota; Dinophyceae; Suessiales; Symbiodiniaceae. The record is from the annotation of a GenBank genome assembly.